AUCCAUGGUUUGCUUCAUACCACACAGUUCAGAAAAUCUACUCAUCUUCGCAUAUUUCUAGUCAGCAUCUCUAGCCCGUACCAUCUUACACCUUCUUGUCUUUCAUUGUUUCUUAAUAGGAUGUUGUCUGCUUCAUCUCGUGCAGCCCUGCAGGAGUUGCCUCUGGAGCAAUUUCUAGUACCUCCAGACUCAAACCUAACCGUCACCCCAUCCAAACGCACUACUCGCUCCAACAAGCGACCUCGUUCUCCAGCAGUGCCAAGCUCUUGUAGUCCCGUAAAACGCCGAAUUCUUUGCGAAGAGUCGCUCGUUUCACCGACGUUCCGUUCGCCCUUCUCUUCGAACAAAAGCGGUAGAUUUUCGCCCUCACGCUUUCAUGAAUUGCUCCUGCAAGGACCCGAUAGUCCAGUGAAGAAGUUGGACUUCGGGAAAGGAGAGGAGAAUGUGGAAAGCGUUUUUCCGUCUGGCAUGAAGGUGUCCGUCCUUUCACGCCGCUCACCACGUAAUACCACGCCACUCCGCUCGGCAGCGGCCUCCAAAUCCAAGGCAUCCACACCCAAGUUCUCGUCGCGGCACCCCACUUAUCGCACGUCGAAAUCAUCGCCUGGCGACAUCAAGAUGGAGGACAGCUUCAGUCCUUUCAUCGCCAAAGCGCCGUCGCCACGUCCAUCUCCGCCACUCACAAUUCCACGUAAGGUUGCUCGCCCCGAUCCUCAUUCCAUUCAUUAUCCUGGAUUUGACGUUCACCUCGAUCCAUACGACUAUGUUCCUAAAGCAAGCGCCACCGCACUGACAGACGACAUGGAUGAUGGAUCAGAUCUGCCAGCAGAGAAAGCCAAAAGGGCUAAGGAGGCAGAUAAGGAAAACAUCCCACCUCGCAGGCGAACACAGAAAUUAGUCGUCUCUACGGAGGCCUCUUCGAAAGGAGAAUUACUUCCUCCAUUCGAGGAGGUGCUCAAGAGCGGACAGAACACCCCGGUUUCUGGAACUCCGCGUGCUAAAAGGGUUCGUGAACUCACUGGCGUAUCCGAUACUGCCCUAGUUUUCACCUUGCCGUCUCCGCGAGUCCUGGAUGGACGGGGUAGCUCUAUUCCGAACCUGCUGAAGGGCUCUGGAAGAGGCUUUUGAACAAGGGUGGGGACAGGUCAUCGUCGGAAUCAAAUUCUUAUCAUUCGCUCAUCGUACUGUCGACACUAACGUUUUAGAUAUGAUUUCCUUUUUUUGAUGACUAUCGUAUAUCUACUCAUCUCUCUCCAUCUCUUCGCACUGCGCAUUUACAUGUGUUCCACGUUAUCGUCCAAAGCAUCAAUAUCACUUACAUACUGCGUCUGUCCACACAUCAUCUCAUUUUUCUUCUUGGUUUGUAGUAUAUCUUCAGCAUUGAUCUGACUAUUCUAUACCUGUUAUCCCCUUACAUUACCAGUUAUCACAUACUCUUGUAUAUUUCGACAUGAAAUAGCACCCAAACACAUAUGUUCUAUGCCAUCUAAUGCAUGAUGAUUCUGCAUACUGUAUUC
This is a messenger RNA of Somion occarium, 1517 nucleotides long. Lineage: Eukaryota; Fungi; Basidiomycota; Agaricomycetes; Polyporales; Cerrenaceae. The record is from the annotation of a GenBank genome assembly.